This is a messenger RNA of Drosophila persimilis, 311 nucleotides long. Its product is annotated as male accessory gland serine protease inhibitor-like. Gene Ontology annotation, molecular function: serine-type endopeptidase inhibitor activity. The transcript is spliced from 2 exons. The record is from RefSeq and is a predicted model, not a curated record. The coding region runs from base 13 to 255 and encodes 80 amino acids. NCBI's taxonomy places the organism in Eukaryota, Metazoa, Arthropoda, Insecta, Diptera, Drosophilidae.
AAUCGCUUUUCAAUGAAGUUCUUGCUGCUGUUGGUUGUGUUUGCCACGUUUGUGACCAGUUCCUUGUGCCUGAAACACGUCAUUUGUGCACUUCCACAUUCCAAAAAUGGAGAUGGAAAUAAGGCCUGUAUGGCCAACUUUCCCAGUUGGUCCUACAAUGGAAAGGAAUGCGUGAGGUUCAUUUAUGGCGGCUGCGGUGGCAAUUUAAAUCGUUUCCCAUCUCAGGCUCGAUGUGAACUGUGGUGUAAGGAAUAAGUUUUGAGCGCAUCAAAGUGCUAAAUAAAUGAGUGGAAGUUUCCACAAUGAAUGUA